Molecule: messenger RNA, 3437 nt
Organism: Lucilia cuprina (Australian sheep blowfly)
Lineage: Eukaryota; Metazoa; Arthropoda; Insecta; Diptera; Calliphoridae
Gene: Myb
Product: myb protein
Exons: 3
Coding region: 891-2681 (596 amino acids)
Biological process (GO): regulation of DNA-templated transcription
Cellular component (GO): nucleus
Molecular function (GO): RNA polymerase II cis-regulatory region sequence-specific DNA binding; DNA-binding transcription factor activity, RNA polymerase II-specific
Source: RefSeq, a predicted model, not a curated record
CUACAAUUAUCGAUAAUAAACGGUUUAUAAAGAAGAAUUUUUUUCACUGCGUAUAAAUUUUUAUAUAUUUUCAUGCUUUAAUUAAGCAAAAAUUAAUACAUUUCAUAUAAAUUAAAAGUACGUGAAGAGUUUUAUUCGGCUUUGAAUAAAAAAAUCAAACAGCUUGUAUGUGAAGUAUUUGUUAAACGUACGUGUGUGUGGAUAAAAACAGAAAGAAAAAACAUUUUUGAGAAUUUAUAAUAAAUAAGAUAAACAAGCACACAAUUUGAGUUUUUGUUUAGAAUUCAUUAAAGCAAGCUAAACGACAAACUUACAAUCCAAAGGAGAUGUUUAAGUAUUCAUAGUUUGUGCGUGAAUGUGUGUGUUGCUUGAUUUGGGACUAUCAUUAAUAUUGAUAAUAUAUUUUGAUGAAAAGACCUUCUGCUGCUGAUGGUAGGGGGGUAGUUACGCUUGCGUUUAAUGGCCGAAAAUGGAAACUUAAACAACAACAAUUUUAACAACAACUUCAAUAAUACACAUUCAACAAGGGAAUUUAUAAAUACAUCCACAACAGCUAUAACUGGUGUAGAAGAUUCAACAACUACGUCAUUAUCAGUUACAACAACAAAUAUAGAACCACCAGGCCUAACUGAAAGGGAUGCUACACACUUCCGUUUGCGAGACGGUGUAAUAGAGGGCUUUGAAUAUCUAACUUGUUUAAGUUGUGGGGAAAAUUUUAAAUCCUCUUCUCUCAUAGAAGUCUAUGAUCAUUAUCGUGAACGACCACACCUAAGACAUUACGCCAAUUGUCUAUACUGUCAAGGUAAAGUUCACCAGUAUUACCACAAUCGCGAGCAGCAAGUAAAAUACUAUCAUAAUUGUUUACGUUGGAAAAGGGGAGAAGAUAAUUAAUGAUGAUGAAAUAUGAAUCAUAUUCUGUGUCCAUCAGCGAACAAAGGGACAGUGUGAGUGCUGAAUCGGCCGAGUCGGAAUAUUCAGAUGUUGAUGCACGUUGUGAUGAUGAUGCCAGCAGCAUUAGCUCCCGCAAUAAUAAUGGCAGUUCGGGUGGCUUUGGUAAGCGUUGGUCUAAAUCGGAGGAUACUCUACUUAAAACACUGGUAGAACAGCAUGGUGAUAGAUGGGAUCUUAUAGCUCCACAUUUCAAAGAUCGCACUGAGCCUCAGGUUCAGCAACGUUGGGCUAAAGUUCUAAAUCCCGAAUUGAUUAAAGGCCCCUGGACUAAGGAAGAAGAUGAAAAAGUCAUGGAACUGGUUAGGCGUUUUGGUCCCAAAAAAUGGACACUUAUAGCGCGUUAUCUUAAUGGACGCAUUGGCAAACAGUGCCGAGAACGUUGGCACAAUCACCUCAAUCCCAACAUUAAGAAAACUGCCUGGACUGAAGAAGAGGACCGCAUAAUCUAUCAAGCUCACAUGCAAUGGGGAAAUCAAUGGGCUAAAAUAGCUAAACUCUUGCCAGGACGUACGGAUAAUGCUAUAAAAAAUCAUUGGAAUUCCACCAUGCGUCGCAAAUAUUAUGAUAAUGAACGCAAAUCUUCACGUCCUUGUUCAGACUUGAAAGCUUCACGAUCACAUCUAAAAACUCUCAUCAAAUCUGGUGCUGUCAUGACUCCCGGUUUAGUUUUAUCUGCCCAAAUCUUACAACGCAAUGAAAAUAAAAAUCUAGCCACAGAGCAGAAACCUAGCAUGGCUAAAAUGUCCACCAGACCCACACCAAAUAUAUUAAAAAGAGCCAAACAACAAAAUCAACAAACACAGGAUUACAAUCUUAAUAGUCAUUAUCAUGGAUCCAUCAAAAGUGAACUCAAAUUACCAGAUUCACCAGUAAUAACACCCAUUAAGACUCUUCCCUUUUCGCCCAGUCAAUUCUUGAAUUCACCCUGUCUAACUACAUUCGAAGAUAUGAAUUUGCAUGCCAGUACACCCGUCAACAAGAAUCAUAAUCGUGUUGGUGCUGAUAUGAAAAAAGAAUUGGAAAAUUCUUCUAUAGAAACACCACAUAAAAGCUUUAUUGGUCCUCGUACACCAACACCAUUCAAAAAUGCACUGGCUGCCUUGGGUAAGAAACGUCGUGGUGAACGUUACAUUCCACCAAGUCCUUCCAGUUUAGUUGAGGAUCUGGCCGAAAUCAUACAUGACGAGCAACUAAAUGACACUAAUCAAUCAAAUAAAGUUACAGUCAAAAAGGAAAACAUACCCGUAACGACAACAACCGGUUCAGAUGGUGGUAACAAUGUUAAUAACUCUCAACUUCCUCCACCCACAAAGAAAGCACGCAAAUCUCUUAUAACUUCCUGGGGUGAAAAUAUUAUGCCCACAAAUCACUCUUCACACAACGAUGGCAAAAUGGAUAGAAAAUCUCAACCAUUUGAAACAGAAACCCCUAGUAAAUUUUUAAUAUCCGGUGAAUCUAGCAUAAUGCGUGAUACACUGUGCAGUGAAAAUGAUUUGUUACUCGAUGAUGAUGAGGCCAGAGAUGAAGAGGCUAAGAAGGAGAAUAAUAGACCACAGCUGGACACUGUGGUGGCACGCCAGCGAAAUUCACAACAAUAUUUAGAUCCUAAAUGGGAGAAAAUGGCCUGUGGUCAAACCAAAGAUCAACAGUAUAUGGUGCAACAGGCACAUGCUUGUCUUAAGAAUCUCGCCUUAAUGCCCAGAUCAUUGAAUUUCGAAAAGCAAAAGUAGUCAGCAGAUUUAGAGGUGGAGGAGGGGAUGUAAAGAAUGUACCUUUAAAUGAAAUCAAUUAAAAACUGAAGCAAAUACAAAAGUUAGACUAACAGUUAUACACACUAUUUGGCAAUGUAAACAAAUGCAUAUAUAAACAUAAACAUUUUUUAUAAUUUUAUAAUGGCAAAUAGUUGUAGAUUGUUGCUUAACUAUAUUUUUUUUACAAUAAUUGGUAAAACUUUUUUAAUACUAUUAUAUUUUCUAUCAUUGUAACAAGUUGAAAACUCUUAAACUACUCGUUGAUUUUUAAAAUAUAUACGAGAUUUACGAGUAGCAUAUACAAAUCCAUAUUUAACAUUUCGUUGAUAGUUUCUUUUUUGAAAUUUUAGUUUUAAGAGCAAAAAUUAAUAUAAACAUAUAUUUUGAAGUAUCAUACGUUAAACCGUAGUAGUUAUAUUUUUUUUAACCUUUACUAUCUUAAGUUUAAGUAUAAAAAACAAUUCCUUUGUUUUAUUAUUUUUGUUUUCUGCACCAAGUCUAUAUAAAACUUAAAGAUAUAAUGUAAGACCUCAAUAACAAUAAUCAACCUAUAAAUAAUUAAUUAAUUGAUUUUAAGGCAAAACAAACAAACAAACCAAAUGAAUAAGCAAAAAUUCAUUGUCAUUAUAUUUUUGCAUAUAAACUUGAAAUUUUUUUUUUGUAUAUGCACCCUUUAUACUAUAUUAUCAAUAUUAACUACUAACAAUUAAAGAAUAAAACUUAAAUAUAUGUAAA